Molecule: messenger RNA, 529 nt
Organism: Brassica oleracea var. oleracea
Lineage: Eukaryota; Viridiplantae; Streptophyta; Magnoliopsida; Brassicales; Brassicaceae
Product: histone H2B.10-like
Exons: 2
Coding region: 72-482 (136 amino acids)
Biological process (GO): nucleosome assembly
Cellular component (GO): nucleosome
Molecular function (GO): structural constituent of chromatin; DNA binding; protein heterodimerization activity
Source: RefSeq, a predicted model, not a curated record
CUCGAGCUAUUGUAAACAAACAAGAAGCAAAUCCAAAGCAAUUUGACUUACUACUCCAUCUAGAAAAAUCAAUGGCGCCCAAGGCAGCAGAGAAGAAGCCGGCUGAGAAAGCACCGGCGGAGAAGAAGCCAAAGGCCGGUAAGAAGCUCCCGAAGGAUCCCUCCGCCGUCGCCGGAGACAAGAAGAAGAAGCGGUCCAAGAAGAGCGUCGAGACGUACAAGAUCUACAUCUUCAAGGUGCUGAAGCAGGUCCACCCAGACAUCGGGAUCUCGAGCAAAGCGAUGGGGAUCAUGAACAGUUUCAUCAACGACAUCUUCGAGAAGCUCGCCGGCGAGUCUUCCAAGCUCGCGAGGUACAACAAGAAGCCCACGAUCACUUCCCGGGAGAUUCAGACUGCUGUGAGACUCGUGUUGCCUGGAGAGCUGGCGAAACACGCUGUUUCCGAAGGGACCAAGGCGGUGACUAAGUUCACGAGCUCCUGAACUGUUUGAGUUAGGGUUUUUAUCUUUUAUCUGGAAUGUCUGAACAA